Molecule: messenger RNA, 1296 nt
Organism: Arthroderma uncinatum
Lineage: Eukaryota; Fungi; Ascomycota; Eurotiomycetes; Onygenales; Arthrodermataceae
Exons: 2
Coding region: 1-1296 (431 amino acids)
Molecular function (GO): catalytic activity
Source: RefSeq, a predicted model, not a curated record
AUGGCGGUACCGGAGAGGUUGAAGGGUAUUGCGCCCUUGCAGGGCGAAUUGGUGACGCUGCCAUCCGUCCAGGAGCUGCGACCAGUUAAUUCCUUUGAAGAAGCAUAUGUCGCAGAGAUAGACAUAAAGUUAUCCAAUGUAGUUGUGAAGCUACUGGAGACCAACUACCCUCGAAACCCUGAGCUCAGUCUAUCUCACUUGCGUCGACUACUACGGCCAGAACACCUACCAGAGCCGUUAAAAAGGGAGCUAGAGGAGAGCCAGCAGAGGCAAGGUUCACCGAGUAAACCAGCUGCAUCAAUUCAUGUUCUCAUUCCUCCGCCUCUCCCUGAAAUCUCAGAAAUACAGACAUUACUCGCACCGUAUGCACCUAAAACACCCAUCGAGGCAGACACCACCAACCCGCCACCAGAACCCCUGCAGCCUAUCAUUCGGAUUCAAAAAACAGUAAUCUCCACAAAACCGCCUACAACUAUAGCUGAAGCUCAAGAGUGGUCUCGUACAAAGUGGUCAACAGUCUAUAACCCUGCUGCACGAUCUGCAAUCCAUGCGCCGCCACAAGUCCAACUCAUCCGAGCAAAGGCAUCUAUUUCUCCGCGGGCAGGCUAUUUCCUCGCUUUAGCCAGGGAGGUGGCAGGUGAAACAUUACGAUCCGGCCGGGGCCGGGGUGUGGGAGCUGUUAUCGUUGACCCUGAGCUGUUGACGGGAAAAUCAGAUGACACUGAUGAGCUUUUGAAUUCUGUGGUUGCAGUGGCAGGCGAUACGAGGUGGUGGAAAGCUUCGUUGGAGAAACAUGCAGAGGGGGCUACACAAGAAAAAAAGGAACCUGAUGCAGACGAUGAAGGCGGGCCGGAAAGCCAUGCAGUUAUGCGGGGGAUAUCGAUGGUAUCACGAAAAAGAAUAGCACUAAACAAUCCGGUGACCUCCGAACCUGAAUCAUCUACACCUUCGGAAGUAGAGUCGGCGCCUCUAUCACCAACGUCCCUGGAAUCGCACUUCUUUCAGCUCCCUAACCUCCUAAAGUCUUCUAAAGGCGGCUAUCUAUGCACCGCACUGGAUCUAUACGUUACGCAUGAACCGUGUAUAUGCUGCUCUAUGGGUAUGCUCCUUUCCCGCUUUCGAAGCGUGACGGUUCUUCAAUCUGGGAUGCGCAGGUCAGGAGAGGGCAAUUCACUGGACGCUGUGCAUGGAUAUGGGCUUCAUUGGAGAGAAGAGCUGAACUGGCGAGCGAUCGGAUUUGAGUUUACCGAAUCUGAAGUGGGGGGAGACAAGGCUGGGGAGGAGUUCAAUGCCUGA